This is a messenger RNA of Amyelois transitella, 1524 nucleotides long. Its product is annotated as apolipoprotein D-like. Lineage: Eukaryota; Metazoa; Arthropoda; Insecta; Lepidoptera; Pyralidae. The record is from RefSeq and is a predicted model, not a curated record. The coding region runs from base 40 to 843 and encodes 267 amino acids. Gene Ontology annotation, biological process: lipid transport; tissue regeneration; brain development. Gene Ontology annotation, molecular function: lipid binding. The transcript has 6 exons.
UUCGUCAUUGAGCGUGGUUGGAGACGCACGGCUGUGAAAAUGAGGAGUUUGUUUGUGUGCGGAGUCUUCCUGAUCGCCUGCCAUGGAGUCUUUUCCCACACUUACCACCUGGGGGAGUGUCCGGUUGUGGAGCCUAUGCCUGGCUUUGAAAUGAACAGGUUGCUGGGAAUAUGGUACGUGAUCCAGAAGACGUCGACAGCUUCUCACUGCAUCACGUACAACUUCACGAAGACCCCUGAGCCCGGGAAAUAUGAGAUAGAGCAGAUCUCGCAACACUUCAUACUGGGACUCACUCCGCUGAAGCACGACUACAAAUACAAAGGAGUGCUAACUGUACCUGAUCCUUCGGUGCCAGCCAAAAUGAAAGUCAAUUUUCCACUGAGUGUCGCCGGUACAGCAAGCUACAUAGUGAUGUCUACAGAUUACACAACGUACGCGGCCAUAUUUACGUGCCAGCAUCUCCCGAUCGGUCACAGAAGGUCUGCCACUAUCCUCUCCAGGACUAAAGACUUGGAUAGGAUGUAUGUCGAUAAGAUGCGUCAGAAGCUGUCUUCCUACGGCAUCGAUCCGUUUGACCUCUCCAUCAUCACGCAGAGCGACUGCCCGAGCCACAAACAAGGGGAAGGUGUAAACAUCAACAUCGAUCCCAACACUUUCUCGACGCAUAACAUCGGGCAGGCGGUGAGGAAGACCGGAGGUGUGAUUGCUGAUGGAGUAGAAUAUGUCGUAGAUGCUGGCAAGAAGGUAUACCACAAGGUGGCAGAUAGCAAAGAGGACCUCACAGAAUCACCUUCUGCAAGACAGACUAGGAAUUUGAACUCUGAUGCGGAAUGGCUACCUUGAAUUAGCUAUACUUAGCUAAGCCAUACUAUAAUAUAUAUAUAUAAUACUUUUGCAUCACAAAUGCAUAAGGUUUAUGACGCUGAAAACUUUCCUAGUUGAAUUUCUGAUAUUAUUUUAUUAGAGGUAGAGUGAACGUAGUCUUCGCAAUUAUAAUAAGAAUAUGUUUGGUAUGAGUGGCCGUAUUCGUGGUCACGUCUUUAAUUCGUAAUACGGCAAAAAGUAGUGUUUUUUUUCUGUGGAAUCAAAAUUAGUUUGUUCCAAGCACCAAAAAGUUUCUUAUUGUUUCAAUUUGAAUGCUGUUUUCGUAUUCGUUAAUAUCUAUAAAUUUUGUUAGCUGCCAGUUGCAAAAUCAUAAUACUCAUAAGUAAAAAAAAAACUACUCAGGGUGGCGAUUAAAUUAUUCGAUAAUUAUUUUCCAUAGGUACUAGAAUUUGGUUUUUUCAAUUGAUAUUUUUUGAUUACACGAUUAUUUAUAGAAAUAAGAAUGAUUGUAACUAUUCCUAGCUGUUGAUUUUUUUGUUCAGUGUUCACAAAUUUGCCAUAUCUGUACUCAUAGAUAGAAUUAAUAAGAUAAGGUUUCAAGUUUAGAUGUCAGAAAAAUUUGUGUGUAAGACGAUACAAAUGUAUUUAUUUCACAAUACAUUAAUAUACUCAUCUACAGAGAUGUGAGUGAUUGAUUUC